Molecule: messenger RNA, 1284 nt
Organism: Lepus europaeus (European hare)
Lineage: Eukaryota; Metazoa; Chordata; Mammalia; Lagomorpha; Leporidae
Gene: BABAM1
Product: BRISC and BRCA1 A complex member 1
Exons: 9
Coding region: 157-1152 (331 amino acids)
Biological process (GO): positive regulation of DNA repair; protein K63-linked deubiquitination; mitotic G2 DNA damage checkpoint signaling
Cellular component (GO): nuclear body; BRISC complex; BRCA1-A complex
Source: RefSeq, a predicted model, not a curated record
CUGCGGCUCGCUGAACUACAUUUCCCAGCAGGCAUCGGGGCCGCGCGGGGCAACUUCCGCCUGGGAAGAUGGCGGCUUCCUGGCGACUCGGCGGCUGAUUUGGAGCGGGUGUUUAGGCUAAGAGAGGACCCGGCGUCGCCCGGCUUUCCGAGAGCCAUGGAGGUGGCCGAGCCGCACAGCCCGACCGAGGAGGAGGAGGAGGAGGAGGAGGAAGAGGAGGAGGAGGAGGAGGGGCAGGCGGCCGACCCCCGGCCCCGGACGCGCUCCAACCCCGAGGGCGCCGAGGACCGGGCUCUCGGGGCGCAGGCGAGCGUGGGCAGCCGCAGCGAGGGCGAGGGCGAGGCGGCCAGCGCCGAGGACGGCGCCGCCCACGCCGCCGGGGCCGGCCCGAAGCCGUGGCAGGUGCCGCCGCCGGCUCCGGAGCUGCAGAUCCGCACGCCGCGGGUCAACUGCCCCGAGAGGGUGAUCAUCUGUCUGGACCUGGCCGAGGAGAUGGCGCUGCCGAACUUGGAGUCGUUCAACGGCUCCAAGACCAACGCCCUGAACGUGUCCCAGAAGAUGAUCGAAAUGUUCGUGCGCACCAAGCACAAGAUCGACAAGAGGCACGAGUUCGCGCUCGUCGUGGUCAACGACGACACGGCCUGGCUGUCCGGCCUGACUUCCGACCCUCGCGAGCUGUGCAGCUGCCUGUACGACCUGGAGGCGGCGCCCUGCUCCACCUUCAACCUGGACGCGCUCUUCAGCCUCAUCCAGCAGAAGACGGAGCUGCCGGUCACGGAGAACGUGCAGACAAUCCCACCGCCGUACGUGGUGCGCGCCAUCCUGGUGUACAGCCGGCCGCCGCGCCAGCCGCAGUUCGCGCUGUCAGAGCCCAUGAAGAAGAUGUUCCAGUGCCCGUAUUUCUUCUUCGACGUCGUCUACAUCCACAACGGUGGGGAGGAGAAGGCCGAGGAGGCCAGCUGGCAGGACAUGUUCACCUUCAUGGGCAGCCUGGACACCAAGGGCACCAGCUACAAGUACGAGGUGGCGCUGGCCGGGCCGGCCCUGGAGCUGCACAACUGCAUGGCCAAGCUGCUGGCCCACCCCCUGCAGCGGCCCUGCCAGAGCCACGCCUCCUACAGCCUGCUGGAGGAGGAGGAGGCGGCCGUGUGACCCGGGAGCACCCCGAAACCGGCCCCGACCCCCCGCCCCGCCCCGUGUCUCCCGGAUGGAACCCCCCGGGGGGUGUGCCUUUGUUGUUAUUUUUUCUGGUCUUUAAAAUAAAAGCGGGAAUCCCUCAAUCCA